Serendipita indica DSM 11827 is the source of this 1644-nucleotide messenger RNA. The record is from the annotation of a GenBank genome assembly. Lineage: Eukaryota; Fungi; Basidiomycota; Agaricomycetes; Sebacinales; Serendipitaceae.
AUGAGUCUUAUAAACUCGAAUAAAACAAAGACAAAGACCCCAAGAAACUCGAGUACUUCUGGCAAGGAGGCUGAAUCAAGGGGGAACAAGGGCAAGAGGAACAGGAUUCCAGACGUCCCACUGGGUCUACAAGCCGCGAAUAAGCUUGUUUCGCGAGCAGAAGUUCUUCUUGCAUUCGCUCAGAGACUCUACCAGCCGGUCACCGAUUACAAGAAGGCGACAGCAGACAUUAUACAGGCUAUAAUUAACGCAGAUGCAGGUGAAGAUGGGGAAAAGGUAGUCGGCCUCCUCAAUGUUGCAUUGUCUGCCGUUGAGACGCUCCUUUCGCCAUGGAAAACGAUUCUAAUGGACGCUUUUGAAGCCAUGGAGCAUGCACAAAAGAGAGAUCUCCCAAAGGAGGUCCUCGCUUUGAUCUUUGAGUUCUUUGCCUCAGAAGAUGAGGGCCUUCCCAGUGAAUACGCAGAAGAGAGGACUUCCCAUGGUACUCGGGCCUUGUUGUUGACCCACGUCUGCAGCAAAUGGAGGCGCCUGGCACAUUCCAUGCCCUUGAUAUGGCAUUACCAUUUCCUCUCCCUUCACUCGACUGUCCUCCCAUUUAAUCGACUUCGUCACUAUGCGCGGCUCUCGGCAAACAAGGAACCAUGCUUGACAAUCCUAGCAACCAAGCCAAUGGACCUUGACGAAGCGACACUGGAUCGACUAAAGUCAGUCUAUGAAGGGACCCUUGUCUUCUCUAGACUAGAUUGCUUCCUCUCGGUGGAUAACGCGUCGCUGAUGAGCAGGAUACUGGCCCGACUACCAACGUCUCGGAGCCUCCGGUUAAUUCGUCGCCGCUUGGACGCAAGCCAGACUGGAAUCCCCUCCAUACUACUACCAAUGCGCUUUUUCCCCGUCGUAAAGGAGAUGGAACUUCAAGAAGUGGACGCCCAAUGGGAAGGCAUCGCUUGGUCGCCAAACUCCCUCAGUCAAAUGGCCCUAACCUCGUUCACCUUUAUAUCAUCAGCAACAAACCCACCACUUUGGGUUAGCUAUGUGCUUCCAAACCUCACCUACCUGCGUUACAACGCGCCAAAGUUCACGACGCAAAACGUUGCACCAACCAAGCUCAUCGCAAUGCCAUUACUAAAAGAUCUUUGCAUAACCUGGCGUGAGCUGGUUCUCUGGUUCCCACAAUGGAUCUCCGCACCGCCCAUCACACACCUGUCCAUCUCCAACUACUGGCCAUUCACUUGCAGUAAACAAAAGAUCGACGACUGUCGGCACUCAGGCUUUGGUGACACGGUUCGGCACGUCACCUUGCUCUCGCUACGUGGCGGCGACAUCGAGGGCAUAUCCUACUUUAUCAACAGCCUCACCCAGCUGGACCGCCUGACGCUGAAAGGAGAUGCUACGGAUGGUAUACUACUGCACCUUUCGUCACAGUCUAGACGUAUACUGCACAAGCUGCAGCACCUCGUCGUGUCGGAUUAUGACGGGCAGGGCGAAUCCAUCUUUGGAUUUGUUGAGUAUCGAGGCAAAAUAUGGGAGACCAACAUGAACGUGUCCGUAGCACCACUCCAAACGGUGGAAAUCAUCGACAGCCCAAACGUUUCAGAGGAAAUGCACCAACGGAUCCAACAGCUCGUCUACGAAUACUCGGACUAA